AUGAAUCCUCCCUCUAAAGAACCGUCUGUGUCCUUCGUCCCCGAGCCGAAUCGGUCAAUCGCUUCGGUUUCUUCGGCGGGCAGUGGUCGCCGGGUGGGUCGACGCCGCUCCACGCUCGGGUUACCUUUCGCGCAAUCGAAGGGGCCGCAAGACCAGGCGCGCGAAGCGGACAAGUUGUCCAACACGGCCGCCACGUUUCUCGAGCGAGGCGUCCACUCACAAAAAUCGGUGGCGUUCUUGGACAACCACGAAGGGAAUAAGGAAACGGUGGCCUGUUCAAGGUGGAUUUAUCAUGUGAUGCUGAUCCUGCUGAUGAUUGUGGUUAUCAUUUUAUGUGGAGCCUCCGCAACUCUGGAAUUGUUCGCGUUCCUCGACGACCUGGCGUGGAACGGGAUCCUCUCUGAGAAACGAGCCUUCCCAUCCGUUUCAUCAAAGGAUGUAAUCUUUGCGGGUAAAAAACUUCGCCAUGUGGCCCAAGUUUUUCCAGCCGCGGCGAAUUACACGAAUUUGAAGAAGUACUUGCAUCGUGACCAGUCCCUCGAAACGGGUGUGAUCGUCCUCAUCCUGGCCGUUUUUCUCUACGCCGCCGUGCAGCUGGUCAUUUUCGUGGCGUGCAGCGUCUCCGAGUGGAGGAAGCGUUUGAUCGCGGCCUUCAUCGGGUUUGGCGUUCUGGGCGUGGUGCUGUUCGUGGCGGGAGUGAUUUUGACCAUGUCCACGAUCGUCUUCAUUCCCGACGGGUUUGUCCACAUCAGGACGCAGAUUGAGGACGUGAACGUUUCGGCGGGAGGAAUGGUGCCACACCACAGGCCGCAUCAUUACAAAAAGGUUAAUCCGGAUUGGCCCGUGGUCACGAAUAAUUGUCAGGUGGGUACAAUUUAG
Folsomia candida is the source of this 879-nucleotide messenger RNA. RefSeq lists its product as uncharacterized. Bases 1 to 879 code for a protein of 292 amino acids. The record is from RefSeq and is a predicted model, not a curated record. NCBI's taxonomy places the organism in Eukaryota, Metazoa, Arthropoda, Collembola, Entomobryomorpha, Isotomidae. The transcript has 3 exons.